Molecule: messenger RNA, 2315 nt
Organism: Cynocephalus volans (Philippine flying lemur)
Lineage: Eukaryota; Metazoa; Chordata; Mammalia; Dermoptera; Cynocephalidae
Gene: NUP54
Product: nucleoporin 54
Exons: 13
Coding region: 40-1725 (561 amino acids)
Biological process (GO): protein localization to nuclear inner membrane; NLS-bearing protein import into nucleus; nuclear pore organization
Cellular component (GO): nuclear pore central transport channel; nuclear pore
Molecular function (GO): structural constituent of nuclear pore
Source: RefSeq, a predicted model, not a curated record
GCGUCGCGGAGCCGCGCCUUGGUCCCCUACCUUCACAACAUGGCUUUCAGUUUUGGGGCUCCCUCGGGCACCUCGGGCACCGCUGCAGCCCCCGCGGCCCCCGCGGGAUUUGGUGGGCUUGAGACUGCCAACUCCACCGCCAGUGGGUUUAAUUUUGGGGGUUUCGGAUUAACUGCUAAUCCAGCAGUGAACUUUAAUAUUGGGAAUUUCGGUGUUUCUACCACCUCGGUGACUCCGUUCAAUUUUGGUAACAGUCUGGCGAGUGCAGGUGGGUUUGGAGGAUUUGGAACAACAUCUACAACUGCAGGUUCUGCAUUCAGUUUUUCUGCCCCAGCUAACACAGGCACUACUGGACUCUUUGGUGGUACUCAAAACAAAGGUUUUGGAUUUGGCACUGGCUUUGGCACAACAACAGGAACUAGUACUGGUUUAGGUACUGGUUUGGGAACUGGACUGGGAUUUGGAGGAUUUAAUACACAGCAGCAGCAGCAAACUACAUUAGGUGGUCUCUUCAGUCAGCCUACACAAGCUCCUACCCAGUCCAACCAACUGAUAAAUACUGCGAGUGCUCUUUCUGCUCCAACAUUAUUGGGAGAUGAGAGAGAUGCUAUAUUGGCAAAGUGGAAUCAACUUCAGGCCUUUUGGGGAACAGGAAAAGGAUAUUUCAACAAUAACAUUCCACCAGUGGAAUUCACACAAGAAAAUCCCUUUUGCCGAUUUAAGGCAGUAGGUUAUAGUUGUAUGCCCAAUAAUAAAGAUGAAGAUGGGCUAGUGGUUUUAGUUUUCAACAAAAAAGAAAUAGAUAUUCGAAGCCAGCAACAGCAGUUGGUAGAAUCAUUGCAUAAAGUUUUGGGAGGAAACCAGACCCUUACUGUAAAUGUGGAGGGUAUUAAAACAUUGCCAGAUGAUCAGACAGAAGUUGUCAUUUAUGUUGUUGAGCGUUCUCCAAAUGGUACUUCAAGAAGAGUUCCAGCUACAACACUAUAUGCUCAUUUUGAGCAAGCCAAUAUAAAAACACAAUUGCAGCAACUUGGUGUAACCCUCUCUAUGACUAGAACAGAACUUUCUCCUGCACAGAUCAAACAGCUUUUACAGAAUCCUCCAGCUGGUGUUGAUCCUAUUAUCUGGGAACAAGCCAAGGUGGAUAACCCUGAUUCUGAAAAGUUAAUUCCUGUACCGAUGGUUGGUUUCAAAGAACUUCUCCGAAGACUGAAGGUUCAAGAUCAGAUGACUAAGCAGCAUCAGACCAGGUUAGAUAUCAUAUCUGAAGAUAUCAGUGAGCUACAAAAGAAUCAAACUACAACUAUGGCCAAAAUUGCACAAUACAAGAGGAAACUCAUGGAUCUUUCCCAUAGAACAUUACAGGUCCUAAUCAAACAGGAAAUUCAAAGGAAGAGUGGUUAUGCCAUCCAGGCUGAUGAAGAGCAGUUGCGAGUUCAGCUAGAUACAAUUCAGUGUGAACUAAAUGCACCUACUCAGUUCAAGGGCCGACUAAAUGAAUUGAUGUCCCAAAUAAGGAUGCAGAAUCAUUUCGGAGCAGUCAAAUCUGAAGAAAGAUAUUACAUAGAUGCAGAUCUGUUAAGAGAAAUCAAGCAGCAUUUGAAACAACAACAGGAAGGCCUUACCCACUUGAUUAGCAUCAUAAAAGAUGAUCUAGAAGAUAUAAAGUUGGUAGAACAUGGAUUGAAUGAAACCAUCCACAUCAGAGGUGGUGUCUUUAGUUGACAGUUCACAAACUUGUUUUAGAGGUUUGUGAAAUCCAUCUUCUUACUGCAUCGGGCCUUUCUUAAGAGUGAAACCGACCACAUGGAGAAAAAGAAAAAACAAAAAAGUCCUUUCCUGGCUUGGUUUUUUAAGAAGGUUACUGACAAAUUACUGUUCAUCAAAUCUGAAAUAACAUAGUCACCUCACAGAUCUUCAAAGAUAACCUUUGAAAGAUUUAUAUCUAAACGCUCUAUUUACCUUAAAAAGAGAAAUACAUAAUUACCAAAAGUAUAUGUACUAUUGUACAUUUAUACAACAGCAUUUUCUUAAAUAUAAUCAGUGUUUAAUGAUUAUUCUCCAUUGACCCUGUACUCUGCUUUCCAUAGCAAGUAAAUAUGAAAUGUCUACUUUGCACAUAAUAAACUAUAAUUACUUGGCCGUUGGAUUUGUACUUCAGAUUAUAAAUGUACAUCAGUUUUUAUAUCUGUGAAUUUAACUGUGGGAGGAGUAAAGAAAGUCCAGAAGUAUUUAAUGAUUAAUGUGGUUUUCUUUUUGUUCUAUAAAGAUUUGAAAAUAUAUUUUUAUAUUAUUUUACUUAUUUGGAAUUUACA